Molecule: messenger RNA, 1639 nt
Organism: Asparagus officinalis (garden asparagus)
Lineage: Eukaryota; Viridiplantae; Streptophyta; Magnoliopsida; Asparagales; Asparagaceae
Product: WD repeat-containing protein 76-like
Exons: 2
Coding region: 144-1400 (418 amino acids)
Biological process (GO): regulation of DNA damage checkpoint
Cellular component (GO): nucleus
Molecular function (GO): protein binding; DNA binding
Source: RefSeq, a predicted model, not a curated record
GUUCAAGUGCUAAUUAGCCAUCAUAGCUUCAACUGAUCCUGGGAAUGUGGAACGCUCCAGCACGAGGCUCUUCAACAUCGACCCCUAGGUGUUUGUGGUAAUGCUCAACUGAUCUCAAACCCUAGGUUCUCUACCUCCCUCCAAUGUCGCCCGAAACCCUAACGGACUACGAGCGCCGGCGGCAAGAAAACAUCCGGCGAAACGCCGAGAUGAUGGAGACCCUCAGGCUCCAGCGCACCGCCGCCGACCUCCACUCUCUCCGCCCUCGCCGGACCCACCACCAGAAGAAACCCUCGUCCUCCAGCCGCCAAUCCCUCCGCAUCCGCGGCAAAUCCCCCGAGCGAUACCCUAAAUUCACCGAUCUCGAUGACUUAGCUCUAACCCUAACCCCAUCACCAUCUAAUCCCCAGCUUCUGAAUCCUUUGAUCGACGUCCGAUUCGAUCCGAGGUCUUCGAUGUUGCUGAAGCCGGAGAAUUCUGCGGUUAUUCUUACCAAAAUCAUAUCUUGUCUUAGAUUCUUGCCGUUCAAUGAUCGAACUGUGGUUGUUGCUGGGAACGCAGUUGGGGAUUUGGGCUUCUGGGUCGUGGAUUCUUUUAAUGGCAAGGGGCUGUAUUCUUGUUCUCUGCAUUCGAAUCUUGUUACGGGGAUUUCUGCACAUCAUUCCUCGCCUGCGAAGAUUUUUACGAGCAGUUAUGAUCGAUUUGUUCGAUUGAUGGAUGUCGAGCACGAGAAUUCGAAUGUUAUAGUUUGUUCUAGUGGUUCUGAUCCUUUUUAUUCUAUUUGUCAGUGGCCGGAGGAUGUUAGUUCGCUGUACAUUGGUGAGGGAGUAGGAAAGCUCAAAGUUUGGGAUGAGAAAGCUGGAAAAGCUUCGAGCUUUUGGGAGAUGCAUGGUGGUAGGAUUAAUUCUAUAGAUUUCAGCCUGGUAAAUUCUCACUUGAUGGCUACUAGUUCAUCUGAUGGGAUGGCUUGUAUAUGGGACUUGAGGUUUAUGAAGAGAGAUCGGCCUGAGUGCUUAAAUAGAGUUGUUCAUGAGAGGGCUAUUAAUUCUGCGUAUUUUUCGCCCUCUGGAAGUUGUCUUGCUACUACGAGUGAUGAUGAUAGAGUUGGAAUUCUGAGUGGCGGUAACUUUGAUGAGCAAUGCAUGAUUCCUCAUAAGAAUCGAGGAGCAAAAUUUGUAUCCUCAACAAGAGGAAUAUGGGGAUGGAGUGACUCCUACUUAUUUUUGGGGAACUUGGAAGGUGCAAUUGAUGUCAUUUGUAUUGGCAAUAAAACAACUAUGGCUUUGGAAAGCCUGCAUAUGAGCUUGACGCCGCAACAUUUGGCUGCACACCCGUAUAAAUUGGGAUCUCUUGCUGCAGCAACUGGCGGUGGCAAAGUCUUCCUAUGGUCGUCCAAAUAAGAAUGUGUAGAUGAUACGGGGAAAGCUGAAGAAAUGAAGAAACAGUGUGAGCAACUGACACUGCACAAGAAAAUUUGGGAAAUUGCAUCUACUGUGUAAAGCAUACACUCACUGUGACUGGUUGAAAUGCCAUAUUCUCUUGUAGCAAAAUGCAUCUCAAUAGGGCAUACACCGUCAUUGACGAUGGUUCUUGAAAUUACCAUCUUGAGUAAAUAUCAUCUAUUUUAGUUGAGUUAGAA